GUCACACAUCAGACAUUGAGUAGACAGAGCUAUGGAUAGGGGGGACAGAGAGGUGAUAGCUCCGUACUUCACGGGGAAGAACAAGGCACUGAAGCUCACUGAAGUGUUGGAAAUACUGGAGAACCCUGAUGAUACACGGGCUAUAGUAACACCCCCUGCUCAACCCCAUGGAGGAGACGGGUACUUGUACAGGGUGGAGGCAGACUCGGCGGAAGAUUCCUGGGAAAAUGACAACUACUACUUCAAGCACAAUGGUUCUCGUGAACAGCCUAAACCUUCACCCAAGGUUCUCAAGCAGGACUUCGUGGCUUAUAAAAGUGAUGGCACCACCACCGAGGCUUUUAAACGACAGGCAUACAACUUGCUCGAGGGAGACGUGAAAUAUAUAUUAGUACACUACAUUGGGAAAUGCACAGUAGCAUUAUCCGAUCCAAAAUAUGAGAAGCGUUUGAAUACAGCCCUCCACCAUGAAUCCCAGAUAGUGAACAGUUACGCGAUAAUAGCUGGUUCUGGAGAUGAAGAUGGUGGAGAUUGGGAGACCAGGGAUAUGGAAUGUGAUCAUGAUCGUGCAAAUACUAACUCUCCUACUUUCCUGGCUUCCUUAGAUGAAGUUAGCUCAAGGAAAAGGACACAUGACCCUGAUAUGGUAAAUCGUGUGAAAACUCCUAAACGUUCAGAAAACGAACAAGUAAUUGAAAACAAUUUGAUAGACAUCAUAACCACCGAAAGUGUUAGUCAUCAACAUGAUGAAAGACCGACCAACCUCAAGUCACUCACCGAAUGUUUGCUGAACAAACGUACUCAUAUCGUUAUCGCAAGACGUGUGUUGAAGCAGGCAAAAUACUGGGAGAAAAGCACCAGAUUUCCUACCUUUGACAGUCCAUGUUUAUCAUUAAUCGCUGACAUCGACUGUAAAUGGAGAAAUGACCUCACAGAAGUCAGUGACAGGUUGAAGUGGUCACGACUUAGCCCGGAUGUUCUCGGCGAAGACCAGUGCAAGGAUACGUAUCACAGACUGGUAUCUGCUGUCAUAGUAGGUGCAUAUCACAUGAAGACGGACAUCACAGAGUUUGUUGACACCCUCUAUAUGUACCCAUCACAUGUGAUGGGUGACAACGCCUUAACAGAUGACGACGAUGGGACGGAUCCUCAGAUGUGCAAGGUGGGGCCCCACAACAUACAGAGGAAUCAUCUCCUCGAUCAAACAGCAUGGCUUGGCGAUGAGGUGAUGAAUGCAUACAUGCAUGUCCUGAAGACCACGUGGAAUAGGAUCCACAGCCGCCACUGCGCUGUACUUGAUUCCUUCCUUGUCAACCAUUGGGAGAAAGACGAGUAUGACGUGCACCCCUGCAAGGAGGAACUUGGAACUUACACGUGGAUCCUGAUGCCAGUGAACAUGCCACUGAAUCAACACUGGGUGCUUCUGGUCGCCAAUGCCCAGGAUGGAACAGUGGGCGUGGUCAACUCUAAGCCUGUCCUUGAUGUAGGGGACAAACUUAUACAACAUUGGAGAAAAUAUACACGCUGUUUGAGGAGAGGUGAUGGGUCAGUGAUCACAUGGACAAAGACAGAAUAUCCAGUACUGAGUCAAAGUGAUGGACAUAGCUGUGGCGUGUUUGUGAAUAUGGCAGCAGAAGCUGUACUAUCGGAGGUGCCUCCUAGUGUCAUGAGAAGCUGCCACACUGUCUGGUACAGGAAGUACAUCUGGCGCAGGUUGCGAGAAUAUGCUGGUGAACAUAUUCCGCCUGAUACUGACACACAUAUGCUUGAGUCUCCAUGUGAAAAGCUGACAAAUAAUCCAGCGUCAACGAAUGCCAGAGCGUUUGCGUAUACAAUAGUCAAUAUGUCGACCAGCAUAGAUGAUACGAGAUACAGUUUGCAUAAAGCAGCCAGCCUCGGUGAUAUAAGACGCAUGCACUUGUUGAUAGACCAGGGGGAGGAUGUAGCAGGUACCGAUGACCGAGGAUGGACGCCUUUGCACUGUGCCUGUGAAAACGGUCACGUUACAGCUGUCUCUGAUCUGGUUUCCAGGAGGACGGGCGACGUACAAAAUAGAGCUCAACUUACAUUGUACAAUCCUGUCUUAGGAACGGAGUAUACGUAUCUAGCAGGAGCAUAUCCACUCCACAUUGCUUGUUUAAAUGGACAUGAGAAUGUAGCGCACAUUUUGAUCAAUAGCGAGGCAAAUGUUGACGACAAAAGUGAAAAUGGAACAACAGCUCUUUUUCUUGCUUCUAUUAACGGACAUGAAUCUGUAGCCGCACUUCUGAUCAAGAAUGGUGCAAGUGUUACAGCUGAGGACGAGGGCGGAUGGACGGCACUAUAUGUAGCUUGUCAGAAUGGACAUGAAUCUGUAGCCGCACUUCUGAUCAAGAAUGGUGCAAGUGUUACAGCUGAGGACAAGGACGGAUGGACGGCACUAUAUGUAGCUUGUCAGAAUGGACAUGAAUCUGUAGCCGCACUUCUGAUCAAGAGUGGUGCAAGAGUUACAGCUAAGGAAAAGGACGGAUGGACGGCACUACAUGUUGCUUGUCAGAAUGGAGAUGAAUCUGUAGCCGCACUUAUGAUCAAGAAUGGUGCAAGUGUUACAGCUGAGGAGAAGAACGGAUUGACGGCACUACAUCUAGCUUGCCAGAAUGGACAUGAAUCUGUAGCCGCACUUCUGAUCAAGAAUGGUGCAAGUGUUACAGCUGAGGAGAAGGACCGAUGGACGGCACUACAUGUAGCUUGUCAGAAUGGACAUGAAUCUGUAGCCGCACUUCUGAUCAAGAAUGGUGCAAGUGUUACAGCUGAGGAGAAGGACGGAUGGACGGCACUACAUCUAGCUUGUCAGAAUGGAGAUGAAUCUGUAGCCGCACUUCUGAUCAAGAAUGGUGCAAGUGUUACAGCUGAGGAGAAGGACGGAUCGACGGCACUACAUCUAGCUUGUCAGAAUGGACAUGAAUCUGUAGCCGCACUUCUGAUCAAGAAUGGUGCAAGUGUUACAGCUGAGGACAAGGACGGAUGGACGGCACUAUAUGUAGCUUGUCAGAAUGGACAUGAAUCUGUAGCCGCACUUCUGGUCAAUAGUGGUGCAAGUGUUACAGCUGAGGACAAGGACGGAUGGACGGCACUAUAUGUAGCUUGUCAUAAUGGACAUGAAUCUGUAGCCGCACUUCUGAUCAAGAAUGGUGCAAGUGUUACAGCUGAGGAGAAGAACGGAUCGACGGCACUACAUCUAGCUUGCGAGAAUGGACAUGAAUCUGUAGCCGCACUUCUGAUCAAGAAUGGUGCAAGUGUUACAGCUGAGGACAAGGACCGAUGGACGGCACUACAUGUAGCUUGUCAGAAUGGACAUGAAUCUGUAGCCGCACUUCUGAUCAAGAGUGGUGCAAGUGUUACAGCUGAACACAAAGACGGACGAACGGCAUUACAUCAAGCUUGUCAGGAUGGGCAUGAAUCUGUAGCCGCACUUCUGAUCAAGAAUGGUGCAAGUGUUACAGUUGAGGACGAGGACGGAUGGACGGCACUAUAUGUAGCUUGUCAGAAUGGACAUGAAUCUGUAGCCGCACUUCUGAUCAAGAAUGGUGCAAGUGUUACAGCUGAGGACAAGGACGGAUGGACGGCACUACAUGUAGCUUGUCAGAAUGGACAUGAAUCUGUAGCCGCACUUUUGGUCAAUAGUGGUGCAAGUGUUACAGCUGAAGACAAGUACGGAUGGACGGCACUACAUCGAGCUUGUCAGGACGGACAUGAAUCUGUAGCCGCACUUCUGAUCAAGAAUGGUGCAAGUGUUACAGCUGAGGACAAGGACCGAUGGACGGCACUAUAUGUAGCUUGUCAGAAUGGACAUGAAUCUGUAGCCGCACUUCUGAUCAAGAAUGGUGCAAGUGUUACAGCUGAGGAGAAGGACGGAUGGACGACACUACAUGUAGCUUGUCAGAAUGGACAUGAAUCGGUAGCCGCACUUCUGAUCAAGAGUGGUGCAAGUGUUACAGCUGAACACAAAGACGGACGAACGGCAUUACAUCAAGCUUGUCAGAAUGGAGAUGAAUCUGUAGCCGCACUUCUGAUCAAGAAUGGUGCAAGUGUUACAGCUGAGGAGAAGGACGGAUCGACGGCACUACAUCUAGCUUGUCAGAAUGGACAUGAAUCUGUAGCCGCACUUCUGAUCAAGAAUGGUGCAAGUGUUACAGCUGAGGACAAGGACGGAUGGACGGCACUAUAUGUAGCUUGUCAGAAUGGACAUGAAUCUGUAGCCGCACUUCUGGUCAAUAGUGGUGCAAGUGUUACAGCUGAAGACAAGGACGGAUGGACGGCACUACAUCGAGCUUGUCAGGACGGACAUGAAUUUGUAGCCGCACUUCUGAUCAAGAAUGGUGCAAGUGUUACAGCUGAACACAAAGACGGAUGGACGGCAUUACAUCGAGCUUGUCAGAAUGGACAUGAAUCUGUAGCCGCACUUAUGAUCAAGAAUGGUGCAAGUGUUACAACUGAGGACAAGGACGGAUGGACGGCACUACAUGUAGCUUGUCAGAAUGGACAUGAAUCUGUAGCCGCACUUCUGAUCAAGACCGCACUUCUGAUCAAGAGUGGCGCUAGUGUUACAGCUGAGGACGAGGACGGAUGGACGGCACUAGAUCUAGCUUGUUUGAAUGGGAAUGAAUCUGUAGCCGCACUUCUGGUCAAGAAUUGUGCAAGUAUUACAGCUGAGGACAAGGACGGAUGGAAUAAAGAGUAA
This is a messenger RNA of Haliotis rufescens (red abalone), 4720 nucleotides long. RefSeq names its product serine/threonine-protein phosphatase 6 regulatory ankyrin repeat subunit B-like. Gene Ontology annotation, biological process: protein localization to ciliary inversin compartment; proteolysis. Gene Ontology annotation, cellular component: ciliary inversin compartment. Bases 32 to 4720 code for a protein of 1562 amino acids. Gene Ontology annotation, molecular function: protein binding; cysteine-type peptidase activity; DNA binding. The transcript is spliced from 8 exons. The record is from RefSeq and is a predicted model, not a curated record. Lineage: Eukaryota; Metazoa; Mollusca; Gastropoda; Lepetellida; Haliotidae.